AGGCAGAAUGCCUCUCCAAUGGCACACUUUCACGCCGGGAAUGUCGUUGCCGACGAGCCCAUUCAUUUCUGGCUUCACGCACCUGAGCGACCUGACCUACGUGGCCAGGUUGGAGCUGCAGGGUCGGCGCCUCGUCGGCUACAUGGCCAGAGGCGUUGGCUAUUUCGCUGAUUGUGAGGGCUCUUCCGUGGUCAGAGUCAAGGAUUUCUUUGAGGUGCUGGAGGAUUGCAAUUAUUCGUCCUUGUGCUGGCUGUCACCCUCGGAGGAGGCUCAGAUGCCGGCCAACAUCACCUUCCUCAACCUGAGCCAGACGAUAGAUGAAGUUGUUUACUUGGGACAGGCCUUCUGCAAUGAUGGACUGUUGUCCGGGCCCGUGAUUAAUAACAAGUGCUUCAUUCCAUUGGAGUCAGGAGAAGUGGUGGAAACGAGCCCAAUGACCUUAUUAGCAAUCCGAAACCAAGAAAUGUGCGGUCGAUGUGGGGCCGAGCUGCGGUGGAGCAACCGCCACAUUUACCACGUAAAGCGCGACAGUGUUGGCCGUCCGCAGUAUUUUCAGCAGUGUGACCAGGCCAUGGAGACAUGAUUCCUUUGCGUUCUAAAAAUGAAAUGAAAACUUUGCUUCUAUAC
Messenger RNA from Cloeon dipterum, 627 nucleotides. RefSeq lists its product as uncharacterized. The record is from RefSeq and is a predicted model, not a curated record. NCBI's taxonomy places the organism in Eukaryota, Metazoa, Arthropoda, Insecta, Ephemeroptera, Baetidae. The coding region runs from base 8 to 583 and encodes 191 amino acids. The transcript is spliced from 2 exons.